AUGCCCUAUCUGAAAGCGUUUGAUGGCGCGCGACGAUACAGUUCCGUGAAUCGCCGACGUCAGUUACGCGAGAAUUCACUGAAUUCGACACCGACAUUCUUUCGCAAGUCCUGUGAUAAUCUCAGUCUGAUGAUGUCCUCGGAAUCGGGCUCACUGAUGACCGCGGUCAGUCGAAGCGUCUUGUUUGACGCGCUACUGGCUGAAGAGCACGACGCGGACGAAACAGAUCGAAUCACUUUUCGCGCCUUCUGCGAUUGGAUCCGUGACGGAUGCCCACUCACUCUUUCCCAGAUUCACGGUACAGACGAUUGGGACCACCCUCUGGGCUCAUCCAAAUCCGACUCAAUCGAGGAGUUGAACUAUACAGUCCGAUCCAACGCGUCCAGACUGGUCAGUGAAACCGAGAGUGAUCCGGAUCAGGUCACCUCCACUCAACCGACUGAUUUCUCAUCCCGUCACCGAUCCACACCAGUGUUUGAUCAGUUUAUGCACUAUCUGUUGGAAUUCGAUGUGAAACCGUGCCUAUUGUUUCACGAUACCAAAUUACGACGCGCAUUGUAUCGAGCUUUGCCCGAGCAAAAUUUAGAAUUGAUCCCGAUCACUCGGUUCACGGAAUUGUCACAAACAAAAGGGAGCAGAGAAUAUGGAAAAUAUUGUCCUCUAUUACCACCGCUUGAACCGACCUAUCAGUUAACAAUUGAUGACACCUCAGGUUAUAAAAAAGACAAAGAUGAAAAUCGAACGCUGGUGGUGAAAAUCUCCUCGGAGGCCCGGAAUCGGAUUGCAUCGGUGAUCAGUUUAUUCCAAUACUUGAAAAUGAUUUCUCGUGAAGUUCAUUCAAAAGAUUUGAAAACGUCCAAAUUCCCGGACACGGAUCGAGAUGAUCCGUUGUUACAUAUCGAUCAUACAGUGAUGGAGAAACAGUUUUCGAAAGUGCAACGUCUUCGUCUCGGGAUGGCAUUCGCUCGACUCGGUUUCGGGAUCCCGGAAACGGAAUGA
Messenger RNA from Echinostoma caproni, 999 nucleotides. Lineage: Eukaryota; Metazoa; Platyhelminthes; Trematoda; Plagiorchiida; Echinostomatidae. The record is from the annotation of a GenBank genome assembly.